CCUGCUAAUAUAAUCGGACACUAAUUAAAGCCUAUUAUCAACAUAGCAUACUUUCUGCAUUUUGUUGGCCACAGCAAAAUGAUUGUACAUCAAUGCCUUCUAUGAUCAGAGUAUGAUCUCAGAGAUAGGCAAAUGAACGAAUCCAAAGCCGCAUCUUUCACGGAAUUUGAACUGGUGGGUUUUCCAGGUCUGCUGGACUACAAGAUGUUUCUUUUUGUUGGAUUCCUUCUAUUGCUGUUAAUCACACUAACGGCUAAUCUCCUUAUCCUUCUUCUGGUGUUACUGGACCAUCGGCUUCAUACACCCAUGUAUUUUUUCCUCUGUAAUUUAUCCAUACUAGACAUAUUAACGGCUACAUCAAUUAUUCCCAAACUACUGGUGGUUCUCUCUGGACAUGAUAAAACUAUUUCAUUUGCUGCUUGCUUUGUACAAAUGUAUUUUAUAGUAUCAUUUGGGUCAGCAGAAAACUGCUUGGUGGCAGCGAUGGCGUAUGACCGGUACAUUGCAGUUGUUAAGCCGCUGCACUAUAAUGUGAUUAUAAAUUUCAAAAAGUGUAUGCUGAUAAUGAUGAUAGUGUGGAUACUUGGAUUUCUUAUUCCACUUGUGUCCUUAAUUUUAGCUACUAACCUGCCUUACUGUGCCUCAAAUAGAAUCAUGCACUGCUUUUGUGAUUAUCCAUCUGUAAUUUCUCUGGCUUGUACUGACAUUACCGAACAUGUCAAUGGAGCUUUCAUUCUGGCUUUAUUUGUGAAUUAUGUACCCCUACUUUUUGUGCUGUGGACGUAUCUCAGAAUUAUAGUUUCUGUUCUAAAACUUAAAUCAACAGCAAGUCUAUCAAAAGCUUUUUCAAUGUGCUCUUCACACAUGACUGUCGUGCUGAUGUAUUAUGUUUCUGCUUCUAUUGUAUAUGCAGGGCUAAAAAUCGAUGGACUGUCAUAUGAUGGAAGAAUUUUUAUUGGUGGUUUGAAUUACUUUUUAAUGCCAAUGGUGAACCCUAUGAUUUAUAGCUUAAGAAAUGAAAAGAUGAAGGAAGCAGCACAAAGAUAUAUCCACGUAAAAUUUCUUUUUCCACAAAAUGCCAAGAAUUCAAUCAAAGGCACUGACAAGGUUUUACCAAAAAAUGGCAUAACAUCUUCUACAUGAAUGCAGUCUGGCACUAUCACUGGCAUCAAAGUUUUUUUUACUACUGUCAUAAUUUAUAUCUUGUAUCCUAUGUCCUAUUUUCCAUGCAUAGAUUGAAAGAGCAAACAUAAUAAGCAUAAACUCAUAUUCUCCUUACAUAUUGCUUUGAAUC
Messenger RNA from Erpetoichthys calabaricus (reedfish), 1294 nucleotides. RefSeq names its product olfactory receptor 6N1-like. Gene Ontology annotation, biological process: G protein-coupled receptor signaling pathway. Gene Ontology annotation, cellular component: membrane. The record is from RefSeq and is a predicted model, not a curated record. Lineage: Eukaryota; Metazoa; Chordata; Cladistia; Polypteriformes; Polypteridae. The transcript has 2 exons. The coding region runs from base 133 to 1143 and encodes 336 amino acids. Gene Ontology annotation, molecular function: G protein-coupled receptor activity; olfactory receptor activity.